UGCAGAGAAUAUCUCCAAGUAUUUCUUAAAAGGAGGUAUCGCCAUGCCACACGAUGAGGACGCGUUGCCUCGGAUGAUGCCAUCACAGCUUUUUCAAACCACCCCACUGUUAGACUGCUAACUUCCAAACCACGCGAAAAGGAUCUCCAUUAACGCUUAUUGAUUGAAAUACUAUUAGCCACUGCAACCAUGGAUGAAGAAGUACUUCAUGUCGCGCCGAUCGAUACGGCGCACUACCACGCGAUACCUCCUGCGCCGCGUCAUGCCGUUUCAACACAUCUUCCCGGGUGGGACAAUGUUAUUCGACUUGGAAAGAAGGAUCCGGGACUCAUUGCUCAAUUUGUGAAUAUGUAUCCACGAUUUGUGCUCCAUAAGGACGUGAAGUCGCUCAUUGCGUCCGUCCUCCAACAUGUCAAGUCGGCAGGUCUCUUCUGCUUCCCGUUUCCGAGCAGGAAAUCUGCACAGGAAUUCGUGGACUACGUUACGACAUCACCAAGGCCAGACGGCUUGGACGCGUUGGAUGCGAGCGAAGUCACCAUCCGAGGCUUUGAGAUCGUGAAUCGGCUCUUCUUCGUCUUCUUUCCGGUGACCAAAAUCCCUCUGGUCAUGAAUUUCUGGACGAAUACAGGCCUUGGUACUUCUAGUCGGCUGGCGGAAGCGAACCUCGCAGACGGUGACAAGAUCCAAGAGGUCUCAAUAUCCGAAAGCCUCAGUCACAGGAGCUUGGAAUCGCCGGCUCAUGAGAAGUUGCGAAAUCGAAUCGUAGAUUUACUGCAGAGAGCCCCGUUAGAUGAAGCUCGAGCAAAGAAGGUGUCACCCAAAGACGUCUUUUUGUAUCAAAACGGGAUGGCCGCGAUAUUUAACGUCCACGACACUCUGAGACGCUGGAAGAAGCUCCCAUCCAAGACCAUCAUGUUCGGAGUGCCGUUCCAUCAGACCCUCCGGAUAUUCGAAUACUGGGGCGCCGGUGUGGAGUUAUUGCCACUGGGCGCUGAGUAUGACGAGCUCGAGCGAAUACUGGAUUCCGAGGCCGCGGAUGGCAGACCUGUGCAGGCCAUCUGGGCGGAAAUACCUUCAAAUCCACUCCUAGUCACUUCGGACUUGAAGCGACUCCGUUCGCUGGCUGACAAGCACUCCUGUGCCUUCGUUAUCGAUGACACCGUCGGGAGCUUUUCAAACGUUGACGUCCUGGGACUUGCCGAUAUUAUCCUGACCUCCUUAACGAAGAGCUUCAGUGGUUAUGCGGAUGUCAUGGGAGGAAGCGCCACCCUUAAUCCUUCCUCGACUAUUUACGAAGAGCUCCGGCCCCUUUUCGAAAAGAAUUACGAGACUGAAAUGUUCUCUGCUGAUGCCGAAGUCCUAUUUCAGAAUAGCGAGGAUUACCUGAAGCGAUCGACAACACUGAACCGCAACGCAGAGUCACUUGUGAAUUAUCUGCAGUCAUUGACGAAGAGAUCGAGUAGCAGUGUUUCUCGCGUGUUCUACCCGACGGUGUCAUCGACGAGAGCGAAUUUCGAUGCGCUCAAACGACCAGCGACAGAAGAAUUCGAGCCAGGAUAUGGUUGUCUAUUUAGCGUUGAGUUGGACACUGUCGAGGCAGUGAUCGCGUUCUACAAUAAUCUGCACGUUCAUAAUGGACCACAUCUCGGUGCCCAUAGAACCAUUGCCCUAGCGUACGUGAAGGGACUCUACCUUACAGAACUGGACCGGGUGGCAAAAUGGGGUUUGAAGGAAAGCCAGAUACGGAUUUCGGUUGGGCUUGAAGAUUCCGAAGAUUUGCUUCGAGCAUUCAAAUACGCUGUUCAAUGCGCCGAUGCUACAAGAAGCACCUUGGAUAUCUGAUCAUACUAGAGUAUAGGAAGAUGAAAGGUGGAGUCUUUAGAUUAAAGACAUGUUAGAUAUCAGACUCAUUUAGAUCGCAUGGCUUAAGAGAGCGGAGAAGGGUCAUGCUCUGAGCGUUUGCUUCCUUUUUUUUUAGAUUGAUUGAGGAAGGUACCUUAUCCUUCAACCUCUGAAGAGACUUGUAACAAAAUAAACGG
Eremomyces bilateralis CBS 781.70 is the source of this 2039-nucleotide messenger RNA. RefSeq names its product cystathionine gamma-synthase, converts cysteine into cystathionine. The transcript is spliced from 3 exons. The record is from RefSeq and is a predicted model, not a curated record. Gene Ontology annotation, molecular function: cystathionine gamma-synthase activity; pyridoxal phosphate binding. The coding region runs from base 190 to 1842 and encodes 550 amino acids. Gene Ontology annotation, biological process: transsulfuration. NCBI's taxonomy places the organism in Eukaryota, Fungi, Ascomycota, Dothideomycetes, Eremomycetales, Eremomycetaceae.